Molecule: messenger RNA, 2911 nt
Organism: Uranotaenia lowii
Lineage: Eukaryota; Metazoa; Arthropoda; Insecta; Diptera; Culicidae
Gene: MFS3
Product: sialin
Exons: 4
Coding region: 524-2056 (510 amino acids)
Biological process (GO): transmembrane transport; monoatomic anion transport
Molecular function (GO): transmembrane transporter activity
Source: RefSeq, a predicted model, not a curated record
ACGACGUCGACGUCUCAUUCAGUUCGAAGUCGCGGCCGCAGUCGGACGUCCUCAGGAGGGAAACCUCGAAAUUCCGAGCCGAACAUCGAAUCCGCGUGGCGUAGCGCGCGGUCCAGUUUUUCUUCUUCUUAUUCCGCAGCAAGCAGGGACGCGCGCGAGUAUCAAACCGAAGCUGCAAGCAGAACCAUAGAACGGUUUUGGGGACCUCUCAAGGGCAAAGAAGUUACCGAUUCGAUACUUCUUGUUUUCGGGGGAAAACUUUCUUCUGAGGGUCUCGGAAGGUUCCUACCUUCCUCACCGGCUGAAGUGCGUGGACGUGGUGCAGUUCCAUUAAUAAGAGCGCGUUCUUUUCUUCUGUGGUGAUAUCUUGGCUUGGGUUUGUCCGACCAAAAAAGAAGUGUUAUUGCGUGUGCUAGGGCGUUUGAUUCCCCUCCAUUAUUUUUGGAGUGAUUUCUAGGAGCAUUUUGUGUGUGCCUGUCUGUGCGGAUUUUAAAGGAUUACCGAAGGAGUUUGAAUCAGCAUCAUGGGAGAUAACGCAGUCCCCAUCAAGGGAAAUGUUUUGGGAUCAUUGCUCCCGGCCCGCUACAUCUUGGCAGUGCUCGGUUCCAUUGGCAUGGCCAUCAUUUACGGGCUUAAGGUGAACCUGAGCGUGGCCAUGGUGGCCAUGUUGAACCACUCUGCCCUAGCCCACAACGCUCCGAUGUCCCAUGAGGCGUCACAUCAAACGGCUGCGGAACCGGUCUGCCAGGGAGGAAACUCCACCGAAGCCGUCGAGGACGGACCCUUCGCCUGGAGUGAACCGCUGCAGGGAGCCAUCCUCAGUUGCUACUUCUGGGGAUACUUCGUGUCCCAGAUUCCGGGGGCACGUAUCGCGGAAAGCGUUUCCGCCAAAUGGGUCAUGUUCUUCUCGGUGUUCAUCAACGUCCUGUGCACCCUGCUGACUCCCAUUUCGGCGAACCUGCACUACGGAGCCGUCAUUGCGAUGCGUAUCGGCGAAGGUAUCGGAGGAGGUGUCACUUUCCCGUCGAUGCACGUGAUGUUAGCCUCGUGGGCUCCACCAAAUGAACGAUCUGUUAUGUCGGCUAUAGUUUAUGCUGGCACUGCUCUGGGAACGGUUAUCUCUAUGUUGAUGGCUGGUGUGUUGGCUGGAACCUUGGGAUGGGAGUCAGUAUUCUACGUAAUGGGUGGACUAAGCUGUCUCUGGUUGCUGUUGUGGGUUUGGUUGAUUCAAGAUACUCCAAACAAACAAGCUUUGAUGAGCCAAGAGGAACGUACCUUCAUUACUUCAUCGCUCGGUUCAGAAGGUGGACACAGUGGUCCAAAACCAGCCAUUCCAUGGAAGAAGGUCUUUACCUCGGCACCAUUUUACGGAAUCUUGAUCGCUCAUGUCUGCAACAACUGGGGCUGGUACAUGUUGCUCAUUGAAUUGCCGUUCUACAUGAAGCAAGUUUUGCAGUUCAACAUCAAAGAAAAUGCCGUCGUCACCGCCAUUCCGUUCUUGACCAUGUGGUUCUUCAGUAUGGCUCUCAGUAAAACUCUGGAUGCCCUUCGUGCUCGGGGAAAGAUCAAUACAACCAUCGCUCGUAAGACCGCUACUUUGAUCGCAUCCGUCAUCCCUAUGUGUUGCCUGUUGGCCUUGUGCUACAUCGGAUGUCAACGAGGUGUUGCGGUGGCUCUGAUGACCAUCGGCAUCACAUCCAUUGGUGGAAUGUUCUGCGGAUUCCUGUCAAACCACAUUGAUAUUGCUCCGAACUAUGCCGGUACCUUGAUGGCCAUCACCAACACCGCUGCUACUCUGCCCGGAAUCACCGUUCCAAUUUUCGUCGGCCAAAUUACUCAUGGAAAUCAAACUAUUGGUGCCUGGCGCAUUAUCUUCUUCGUGACGAUUGCUCUUUACAUAAUCGAGAUCCUCGGCUACAGCUUCCUGGGUUCGGGAGAGGAACAACCGUGGAACAAGGGAGACAAACAAAACAAUAGUGCGGUAGAAAACGGCGAGGCCGAAGCGACACCACUCAAUACUAAAGAAUCAAAAACGUACACCCCACAAGACGAGUAAAUCAUUGCCCUCCGAACUCAUUAGAGGAGGACAUUUCUUGAACCAAGCAUGGGAAAAUAGCUGACACCCAUGCUCCAAAACGACAAAAUCGAUAUCAGAUUAUUUGUUUUUAAGAGAUUUUAUUACCUUUACGACAUCAGCUGCUAUAAAUCAUCAUAUUAAUGUUACUUAAUUUUGAGAAUUUUAGUACUUAGUUAUGUAAAGUGUGUACACAUUUUGUAAUAGGUAUGCGGUUCACUCAAAAAAAACUUAUCGGAUCACAAAAACAAACUUCGGAACAAAAAGAAACUUCUUCCUGCGACAAAAAACCUCCGAUUAUGCAAAUGCUGCCAUGCACGAAACAAUUAAUAUUCUUAACAAACUUAUUUUUAAAAAAUCUCUAAACUGCAACAAGCAAUUAAGGAUACUUAAGACAAAAGAGACUUAAAACAGAAACAAAAUAUAUAGGCAUUUAGAUUCAUAAAAUGGUUUAAAAAAUGUUAGAUAUCUGAUAAACAAAAACAAACAAGAAAAGUACUAUGUAUCUGGAAACAUUCGUCAAUGCUUUAAAUGUGGCACAUUGCUAGGAAAAUAAAAUCUGACUUUGGAAAACUGUGUAAAACCACAGUAUAAAGAGAAGGUUAAAACAUAAAUACGAGUAAUGAAGUCCAAAUAAAUAGACAAAAUUUAAAAUGAUCAACUACCCCCCCGCUUGCGAGAGAAUGCAUUUGCAACAUAUAGCAUAGCAACAUGCUUUACAACCAUGUAGAAGUACGAAAAAUAUACAAGAUCGAAACUAUGGAAAGUUUGGCUGUGGUGGGGUUCAUCAACAAAUUAAAGGAAGAUCAAUAAAAAAACUUCAAUGUGAAAUAAAAA